This is a messenger RNA of Plectropomus leopardus (leopard coralgrouper), 1069 nucleotides long. The record is from RefSeq and is a predicted model, not a curated record. NCBI's taxonomy places the organism in Eukaryota, Metazoa, Chordata, Actinopteri, Perciformes, Serranidae.
GACGUAUGACUUGAAGACUAUCCUGAUCAGCAUGGGCAUGGAGGACGCUUUUGGUGUUGGAAGCGACUUUUCUGGUAUGUCCACAGCCAAAAACCUGGUACUGUCAAAAGUUGUCCACAAGAGUUUCGUGGAAGUCAAUGAGAAGGGAACUAAGGCUGCUGCUGCCACUGCUGGAGGCAUAAUGGCACUCUCUCGUCCCCCAAGUUUCACUGCAGAUCAGCCCUUCCUCUUCUUCAUCCGACAUAACCCCACCAACACUGUUCUCUUUGCUGGCCGAUACUCCUCUCCUGAGUGAGCUCUGCUGCUCGUCCUGUAGACAUGGACGGAUUAUGAGUCAAAGACAUCUUGAGCACAGGGCUCUGACCCCUCCUUCAUAAGAACAAGAGACACAGAUUCUCUUUGGAGAUGUUUUGGAUCACUUUUUGGUAACUUUGGUGAUCUUUGUCGUUGUUUUGCAUCUGUGGUUGGUUUGUGGCUUCAUUUUGUGUCUUCUAGUAGUUGGUUUGGGUCUCUGUGGUCAUUUUUGUGUCUCUUUUGGGGUUUUUAUGUUUAUGUUUUUAGUAAUUGAAUUAUGAGUCAACAUGAAAUUUCCCCAGUUCCUUAUUUACAGGAAGAUAUUUAUUUUCCAUAUUUUAAGUUAUGUGAAAUUUUAUGUUUGAAUACACAAAUGAUGCAAUAUCUAACUGAAAUUUGGGCAACAACAACAAACACCUUGAUGUGUGUUUUGGAUUCUCCUUUUCACUAUAGUCCACAGGAAGCCAUGUUAUGGAGGCAAAAUAGCCAAAAAUCACAAAAUUGACCCUAUGCAUGAGGAAAAAAUUGUUUUUACCUUAAAAGUAACAAUUUCAAUGAAAUGAGCACUUCCGGUAAGAAUCAGCUUUCCCACACAGCAUAAAAUAUGAGACAAUGUGCAAUCGGGCCGCUGUGAGAGAGAAUGAAUGGGAAUACGCAACAUUUACUAACUCAGUGUGUCAUCAUUUUAACAUUGUACAGUAAUAACUCUGCGUAUUGUCAUGAUUUUGCUUGUGUAACCUUAGAAUAAAAGUGCAUAAAAUCUUUUUUUUUAAAA